This is a messenger RNA of Cyanistes caeruleus (blue tit), 4403 nucleotides long. The record is from RefSeq and is a predicted model, not a curated record. Lineage: Eukaryota; Metazoa; Chordata; Aves; Passeriformes; Paridae.
GCUGGCAGUGAUGGAGAGAGCAUAGGAAACUGUCCCUUCUCCCAGAGGCUCUUCAUGAUCCUGUGGCUGAAGGGAGUCGUGUUCAGUGUCACAACAGUGGACCUGAAGAGGAAACCAGCAGACCUUCAGAAUCUGGCUCCAGGCACUCACCCACCCUUCAUCACAUACAAUGGGGAAGUGAGAACAGAUGUGAACAAGAUUGAAGAGUUCCUGGAAGAUGUUCUGGCCCCACCCAAGUACCUGAAACUCUCACCAAAGCAUCCAGAAUCCAACACUGCUGGAAUGGAUAUAUUUGCCAAAUUUUCUGCAUAUAUCAAGAACUCUAGACCAGAAGCUAAUGAAGCCUUAGAACGUGGCCUCUUGAAAACCCUGCAGAAGCUGGAUGAGUACCUGAACUCCCCUCUCCCUGAUGAGAUCGAUGAGAACAGCCUGGAGGAUGUCACAGUCUCCACCCGCAAGUUCCUGGAUGGCAACGAGAUGACCUUGGCCGACUGCAACCUGCUGCCCAAACUGCACAUUGUCAAGGUGGUGGCCAAAAAAUACCGCAACUUUGAGAUUCCCAAGGAGAUGACAGGGAUCUGGAGAUACCUGACAAAUGCUUACAGCAGGGAUGAGUUCACCAACACCUGUCCUGGAGACAAGGAGAUUGAAAUAGCUUACAGUGAUGUAGCCAAGAGACUCACCAAGUAAUCAGCACUUGCGAAAGGAUGACGUCCUGCAUAUCCCGUAACAACGCUUCUAACAGACUGCUCUUUUCAUAUCAAAUAGCAAUUGUUUUUUGCAUGAACUCGCAGUUACUCCAAGUCACGGUGGAUAGACCAGGUACAGUAAUUACCUAAAGUUUGCAGACUUUAAUUACAGGCUUGUUUUUCCUGACCUCCUCUCCCAGCCUUUGAAUAUGAUCGAUGCAGUCGUGUUCCCGUUGCACUGGGGUGACUCUGGAUUCUUCAGUGUGAAGGCUUGUCUUGCCCCUGCUGCUUUUCUCUGUAAACAUCUGGUCCAUGAUUUGUCCAGGAAUUGGUUUAGGAUCCUGUCUCACUGUAUGGUACAAGGAAUAUUUAUGUAUUUUGGAAUUUAUUGCUUUUCCAGAAGAUCUGUACACAGCUGUCACACCUGUGACACACUGAACUGUACCUGCUUGUCUAUCCUAUUUACAUAGAGAAGGGAACUUAGUAUCCAAAAGAGCCAUUUGCAAAAUAUUUGGCAAUGUUUUGUUGGUUUCUUUUGUUGUAUUUUUUUUUUUUUAAAUCUCUUGGAUUUGAAGUCACAGUAAUGGUUGAGAAUGGACUCAACGUGAACCUUGGAUUUGGAUGACCUCAGCUUCAGGGAAGUUUGAAUCCAGGCUUGAGAGCUGGGGCAGGAAGCUCAAAGCUCAGAGUUGAUGUUUAUUGUGUCUUCAGGAGCUUGAGGAGAUUUAAACACCUGCAUUGUCUGAAUUUUGAGUUGCAGCAAACAAAUAAUUGUCAGGAUUUACCAUCAGGAAACAGCAGAGCUGGAAGCUGCUCUCUGUUCACUUUAAGAAUUGCAAGUGGCUUUCUUUUUGGUAGUUAAGAACCUUUUUUGUUUUGUAUAGGUCUUUUUGGUGAUUUUUACUUCAAAAUCUGUUCUGUCAUAGCCCAAAUCCAUGGAAACUGUAGUGUCCUAACUCUGGGUGGGGAGUAGCAGUGCAAUGAUUAGUGAUGCAAAAUGGACUGAGAGCCAUGAAAUGGGAAUUUUUUAAUGCCCUUUCUUCCCUGAAGAAAGCUAAAGUGACCUUUAAAGAGAACAUUUGCCUUAAAUGAUAGCAGAGUUUGGUUUUUUUUUCCUUAAAGGAAAUCUGGGAAUUUUGUAAGGAAACGGUGGUGGAAUUGAAUUUAUCCCAAUUGUUUCUGUGCACCUGGACUGCAGUUUUGCAUACUCAUAAUCAUUGCACUACUAAAAUCUUUUUACAGCAACACUGAGGAAUAGCACUACAAUUUUUUUAAAAGCAAUUUUCAAAUGUUUCUAAACCAGGGAAUAGUUUUCUUGUUUAAAAUUAAUGGUUUUGAUGCAUGAAAUAAACUGCUAGGUUAUUUUUAAAAGACCAUCAUAAACAACUCCAAAGAAUUCUAGACUUAUAUGCCUAUUUUUUUGUAAAGAUACUUUUAUAUUUAACUGAUUUUAGAAGCUGGAAAGUGCUAUUCCUGCUAGGUUGUUCUUGGAAUAUUUAACAUUCUGCAAUAACGUGGAAAUGCUCACAUAAACACUUUUAUACACUAAUUUUAUUUUAUUUUAUUUUUUGGUAAGCACUGGCUUUCUAAAAGCAGCCUGACUUUUCUGAGCAUCCUGCUUUUGCUACUUUAUGUACCCCUGGAGUUAGCUCAACAUAGAAGAGGUAGAGAACCAGAUCCAUAUUUGUACACCUGGCUUGUGGUGCCUUGCCUUGCCUUCCUCGAGCUAGAAUUCAAUAUAAAGGCACUUAGCAAUCCUGUCACAUCUCUUUCAAAGGCAACUCUCUUAGAUACAUUUAAUCCCCGUUCUGAAUUUUUACAGGAAUGUUUAGGCACAGAGGGAAAAUCCUGGGGAGCAAACCCAAACUGUAGCCCUUUAAUAAUUACUGUACUCUGAUGUCACAUUCCCCUCCUGAGUAAAGUUCCUCAGCCAUAAGAACCCUCUGUAGGGCUUCAGUCUCUGCUACAACGUGACAUCCAGAAAAAGGAAUGACUUUUUUAUUUAGAGAACAGCAUUUUUAAUGACACAUAGGGUGAAAAAACCCCAAACCCAACCCUCCUUGGUUUGGUGCUCUUUGCAGUCAUAGAGUUGACAAAGCUGUAGGAAGCAAGUGUUUGUGGGCAUAUCUUGAAGUUUUUAGCUCUACUUUUAAAAACAGAUGAGGAUGGCCCUUGGAAGUUGUGUUGAUGGGGUUGUAGGAGUCAGGCUGUGCUCCCUUUCCCAGGGAAUUAUCCCUGGAGUGCAGGGCACCCACAGCCAGGAGCUGCUGGGGUGCUGCAGCUUCUUCUGGAGAUAAUCCAUCCCCUCUGCUGUUCAGGCAGCCUUGAAACCAUUCUGCUUCUCCCUCAGCCUUCUAAUUGUGUCUGAGAGCUUGUAAACAGAGUUCAAGCUCUGGCUGUGACCACUGGGUUCCUUAUCUGGGCACAGCGGAGCCUUUCCCUCGGAGGUGGAAUUCCAAUGAGCACCAGCUUGGCACUGCAAACUGUCCUGGGUGUCUCUUUGGUUUCCUGCUGCAGUUUUGUUGUGGCAGGAGCUGUCCCAGCCCCUCCUGGCUCGGGGAGGGAGCAGGAAUCUGGUGGAGAGGAGCAGCUCCCAGCUCCGUAGGUGAUCCCUGCAGAGCAGCGGGGAACGGCAGCGUCUGGUGUGGGCAGAGCACUUUCAUCUGGCCCCAAUCACCAGCUCCACACUAAUUAAAAAAGCCCUUUCAUAACUAUGUAAAUUCUUGACUUCUGUCAACUUGUUUACAAUCUGAUCUUUAAAUGCAUUUUUAAUUUCAUCAAACAGCAAUUAAUCUACCCCCUGUUUAAAUUUAAAAUGCUGCUUCUAGCCCCUUCUCCAAUUUAAAAACAGCAGUUGCCCUUUCAAGUAGGCAUUCCAGUUUGCAAGUUGGCUGCAUGUAUUAGCAUGCUGAAUAACUUACUUUAUUCUCAAGCUGAAAUAUGCUUAAAUUCACAUGAAAACAGGUGACUUGUGUAUUUCCUGAACACAAAGGGAAAAUUCACCACCUGCACCCUGUUUUUGUGUGGGAGAACAGAUUAUCUUAGGUGCAUUAUUAUUUUAUUUUUCACUUUAACAAAGUUUUCCUUCUGCUGCCUGUUGAACAAGAGGCACGUGGGACUCGUGGAGCAAUUCCAUCCCCUCCACAGCUUCCCUGGGUGUCCCACACGGGCAGUCCCAGCUUUUAGCUUCUCAUUUUCCCAUAAAAUCCCUGUUUUCUCCACACUGGGCAUGUCCAAACUGAUCAAGAGCUGCGUGAUAAGGAGAGAGAUGUAAUCAAAUUUUUAUGCUAAAGCAGCAAAUUAGCAUUUGGUAUCAAAGGAGCACAGAGAGGAAUAAAUGGGAGCUGCUGGAGCCAAAGCCAGCGAUGCCUAUCUGGGUGCAGAACAAAAAGUGGUGAAGUGCAGGCAGCUCUGAACAGCUGAACACAUCCAGGGAAUGUUUUCAGGAGAAAGCUGGGACCAAGUGACAAAUGCUCCAUCUGCCUCACAACCUGUGCCACCAACUCUUGCCUUUUGUUCCUGGAGGGGGUGGGAGCAGGAUGAGGGGAUGGAACCUCCCAAGACAUCAAGGAUUGGAGCGUGGUUUGGAGAAAUACUUGAAGAGUUGAUUCAAUUUGUUGUAGUUUGCUUAUGUCUUUCACUUUCUGGAACAUCUUUUACAGAUAUACCAGUAUACUGCUGGCAGCUAUUGUUAAAUAAAAUUAUAUUUUCACU